Manihot esculenta (cassava) is the source of this 2038-nucleotide messenger RNA. RefSeq names its product la-related protein 6C. Bases 118 to 1434 code for a protein of 438 amino acids. Gene Ontology annotation, biological process: RNA processing. The transcript has 10 exons. Gene Ontology annotation, cellular component: nucleus. Gene Ontology annotation, molecular function: mRNA binding. Lineage: Eukaryota; Viridiplantae; Streptophyta; Magnoliopsida; Malpighiales; Euphorbiaceae. The record is from RefSeq and is a predicted model, not a curated record.
AGAACACGGUUUUUACAUGAAACCAACAACACUCUCUCUUCAAAACCAAUCCAUCACACGGUGGCUGUAGCCCUCAGAGAGAGAUAGAGAGAUUUCUCAAUCUCAACCCUAAUAAUCAUGGCUCAAGCACAGCCCCAUCGCAAUAUCGAAGGAGAAGAAGAAGAAGAGCAGCAUGAAAAAAUCUCACUUCAUGAUGUGGAAUUGAAAGUUUCUAUCAAAUCCAAAUCUUGUGAGACUGUUAGUAGUAGCAGUAGUACUAGUUCGCCCUUCAAAUUCAAUGUUCAGGCACCUGAAUUCGUCCCAAGAUCUCAUACUCCGGCCCCCGCCGCUCAGACCCAGAUGCCAAUUUCUGGUUAUUUUUAUCCUUGCUUUCAUUAUCUUGGACCUACUGCUGGAUCUGAUUGGUUUUUCCUUGGGGAACAAGACCCUCAUGCCUAUUUGAUCUCUAAUCCAAAUCUUGCUUUGCCCAAUUCCUCCAAUAAGACUACUCUUCUUACUGAUGAUCUUCGCCAAAAGAUCGUCAAACAGGUGGAGUACCAGUUCAGUGACAUGAGUCUUCUUGCAAAUGAAUCCAUGUCUAAACACAUAAGCAAAGAUCCUGAAGGUUAUGUACUGAUAUCUAUCAUUGCUUCCACGAAGAAAAUGAAAUCCCUCGUCAAUAAUAACCAUUUGCUUGCCCAAGCACUUCAGUCCUCCUCAAAACUUGUUGUUAGUGAAGAUGGCAAGAAAGUUAAACGUAAAAUCCCUUUUACUGAAAAAGACAGAGAAGAAUUGCAGUGUCGUACUGUUGUGGUGGAGAAUUUGCCUGAAGAUCAUUCCCACCAAAACCUUGAGAAAAUAUUUAGUGUGGUUGGAAGUGUAAGAACCAUCAGAAUAUGUCAUCCUCAAGAAUCCAAUUCUUCUCGUAGUAAAAGUGAUUUCUUCAUGAGCAACAAGCUACAUGCACUUGUGGAGUUUGAGGAUCCAGAUACAGCAGAAAAGGCAGCUGAGAAGUUGAAUGACGAAAGGAAUUGGAGGAAAGGCCUUCGAGUUAGACUGCUGCCCAGAUCCUCACCAAAAUCUGUUCUCAAGAGCAGAAAGUCUGAAUUUGAUGGUCUUUUGGAUGAAGAAGAGCUUCCAGUUCCUGAAUCAAAUGGUGAUUCUUCUCAAAUGCACAAUGCAGAAUCUGUCACUGAGACUAAUGUGGAAGAAAAUUCUGGGGCAUUGAAGAAGGGAUGGGCAAGAGGUCGGGGAAAGGGCAGAGGCCGAGGUCAAAUCCAUGGUGGGCGAGGCCUUCUUGCGUCUUCUCCACAGCCUGUUAGCUCUCCUCAGUGUGAAGCGUCUGGUAAAAGUACCUUCAGGGGUCCAAGAAUGCCAGAUGGAACCAGGGGUUUCACCAUGGGUCGUGGGAAGCCAGUUGGAAGUCCAGCUCUGGCCAGUCCAAUGGUGGAAUAAAUGGGUAUUUUUGUUUAUAAUCAAUUCAUUACUAUUAAGCUGCUCAACAUUUUUUCUAUAGCUAGAGAAGCAAGAAUUGGUCAUGGAGCCGAUAACGUUUGGCCUGUUAUAUGACUUUAGGCACUGUGGAUGGUUAUUAAUAAUCUGAGGUGUAUAGUAUGGUGUGUCUUGUGACGACCGCUGUUGGCAUUGCAAUAUUCUCCUUGGACGACGUUUUUGGAUGGUUUGUUGUUCUGGUUGGUUAUUCCCUGAUUGUAUAAACUCUUUGAAUAAUGAAUUAGAGGGAUACAUCUCUCUCUCUCUCUCACAUUGUUGCCGUCAGUGAGAUAAAUCGCUUUUUAUAUUCUCUAUGUUGUGUUUGCAUAGAUUGGCUAUCUAUGUUUUAAAUGGAAGAUAGUUUCCUAACUAUGGGUGCAAUAAGUGCAACUUUUUCCUCCAUGGAUUAUGCUUGGACAGAAGGCGAGAAAUGGAAUCACCUUUUCAGCGCCUGCAAGCUCAACCAGGUCCUUCUUUCGAUGCCUGCAAUAGUGGAAUCACUCUUUAACUUAUCGCUGCACAGAGACUGUAGUGCUGGAUAUUCAACGGAGGAUAAAUUGAAUGACAU